Medioppia subpectinata is the source of this 589-nucleotide messenger RNA. The record is from the annotation of a GenBank genome assembly. NCBI's taxonomy places the organism in Eukaryota, Metazoa, Arthropoda, Arachnida, Sarcoptiformes, Oppiidae.
GAUUUGGGAGCUCUAAACGUACAACGGGGUAGAGAUCACGGAUUGCCCCCUUAUAAUGAAUGGCGAAAGUAUUGUAAUUUGAGUUUUGCCCACACUUUCGAUGAUUUAAAGCAUGAAAUUAAAAAUGAAAGAAUAAGAUAUAAAUUGCAACAAAUAUACGGAAAUCCAAACAAUAUUGAUCUAUGGGUCGGCGCCGUGUCUGAAGACAUACUACAACUGUCGAAAGUCGGGCCAACAUUUCAGUGCCUAUUAGUUGAACAGUUUAAAAGACUUCGAGACGGCGAUAGGUUCUACUUUGAGAACUCCGGAGUCCUAACAGCGGAACAAAUGAUUGAAAUAAAGAAGACAUCACUCGCGCGAGUUAUUUGCGACAAUUCAGACAAUAUCACAACCAUUACAUCCGAUGUCUUCAUUCAACCCAAACACCAAAACUGGCAAAACUGUCAUCACUUGCCAGCAAUAGAUCUCAACAAAUGGCAAAAUAGUUUAAUGCCCGCCAAUCCAUGUACUAAUCAUAGGAAACAAAGUUUUCAAGACUUUGAAGUACCGGAACAGCUAUUGAAUCAAUUGAGAAAUGGAUAAUCACUGC